AUGGCGACAGCGACCCUGGAUGCGACAGGAUCGGGCACAGCAGGGCAGCACAGCGUCGUCGACCAGCCUGGAUUGGGAGGGAGGAACCCUAUGACAGAGGAACUGCACGGCUCUGGGAAUUCGAAUGGGAUGUCACCAGCUGCGACCGGGAGCUUGAGGAAUCGAGAUCUCACCGUUGAGGGCAGUAAGGGAGAGAGCGUCUCGAGAGAAGCGCCGCAAGAUCCUUUUCCCCACUCGAUAUCCCACACCCCACGGAUAUCAUCGCGAAGUCAACGAGCUGCUCGUCAAAUCUCGCAGAACCCGGAUAGCUACGAUGUUCCAGAUUAUCAUGCCAACCUAAACGAGUCACUUGGCCCGUCGCCAGAGCAAAAUCCAGAUGAGGCAGCUCUAUACCUGCGCAAGUCACUUGAACAGGAGAGAAGUCAGGAGCAGGGAUAUCGGAGAACCGAAGAGGUCCGCGGGAAAGCAUCGAGAGAAAAUCCCGAGGAGGGCUCGAAAAGAGAGCAGGAGGGAGCCCCCAAAGUGUCGAAACUGGCAACUCAGCUCUAUGUCAUUUCAUACCUGAUCCUGUUCUCCUUUCUUGGAACGCUUGCGAGACUUGGUCUCCAAGCCAUUACGUUUUAUCCCGGGGCUCCGGUGGCAUUCAGUGAGCUCUGGGCCAACUUUGGAGGAAGCAUUGUUAUGGGCUUUCUGAGCGAGGACCGGAUGCUGUUCAGGAAUGAAUGGGGAACACCAACAUAUCAUCGGCAAAUUCAGAAAGCGGAGAGGCAGAAGCGAGACGAGGAAAUUGAAUCAGGAUCAGAUGGCAUAGUCGACUUGGGAGCUGCCAAGAAGGCGCAUGCGGCGACGAAGAAAACGAUACCCCUAUACGUUGGCCUUGCAACAGGGUUUUGUGGCUGUUUAACUUCCUUCUCCUCUUUCAUCAGAGAUAUCUUUCUGGCGCUUUCGAACGAACUUCCUACGCCAUUGAACCACCAUGAGGAUUAUGGGCCUGUCAGUGCUGCCCCCGAGUCGACGGUAGCAAGGAAUGGUGGAUAUUCUUUGAUGGCGUUGCUAGCUGUCAUCAUCACCACCAUAGCCCUCUGCGUUUCAGGACUGCACUUUGGGGCCCACCUAGCCAUUGCCACCGAACGGUUCAUACCAAGUCUUCCUUUCAAGCUCUGGCGAAAAUUACUGGAUCCAUUGGCGGUCUUCCUUGCUUGGGGCUGCUGGCUUGGCGCCAUCCUCCUCGCCAUCUUCCCCCCUGAUAGGCAUUCCGCACCCCCGGAAAUCUGGCGCGGCCGCGCUGUCUUUGCACUCGUUUUCGCACCGUUAGGAUGCUUGGCUCGUUUCUACGCCUCCCUCUACCUCAACAGCAAAAUAGCUUCUUUCCCUCUCGGAACCUUCGCUGUAAACAUCUUCGGCACGGUAAUACUAGGUAUGAACUACGACCUACAACAUGUACCGCUUGGAGGCGUCGUUGGCUGCCAGGUGCUGGAAGGUAUCCAGGAUGGGUUCUGUGGGUGCUUGACGACGGUUAGUACGUGGGUUAGUGAGUUGAGCUCGCUGCGCAGAAAACAUGCGUAUAUAUAUGGCGCUACGAGCGUGGUUGUUGCGUUGUGCUUCUUGAUUGUUAUCAUGGGAAGCAUGCAGUGGACCAGAGGGUUCUCAGAGAUACAGUGUGCAAAAUAG
Drepanopeziza brunnea f. sp. 'multigermtubi' MB_m1 is the source of this 1671-nucleotide messenger RNA. RefSeq lists its product as uncharacterized. The record is from RefSeq and is a predicted model, not a curated record. Gene Ontology annotation, biological process: fluoride transmembrane transport. NCBI's taxonomy places the organism in Eukaryota, Fungi, Ascomycota, Leotiomycetes, Helotiales, Drepanopezizaceae. Gene Ontology annotation, cellular component: plasma membrane. Gene Ontology annotation, molecular function: fluoride transmembrane transporter activity.